This is a messenger RNA of Dicentrarchus labrax (European seabass), 5829 nucleotides long. RefSeq names its product syntrophin, beta 2 (gene sntb2). The record is from RefSeq and is a predicted model, not a curated record. NCBI's taxonomy places the organism in Eukaryota, Metazoa, Chordata, Actinopteri, Moronidae. The transcript is spliced from 7 exons. Gene Ontology annotation, cellular component: intracellular anatomical structure; synapse; dystrophin-associated glycoprotein complex. Bases 262 to 2046 code for a protein of 594 amino acids. Gene Ontology annotation, molecular function: structural molecule activity; protein binding.
ACAGCUUUAGAGCCUGAACUCAACAACAAGCCCUCGGCUGGCCCGUCACAGCCAGUUGUUCUUUUCUUUUUCCUCUCCCUCUUUUUUCUGGGAGUCCUCCUGCUUUCCCUCCGCCUGCAGCCACGGUGUGAGUGAGUGGGUGUGUCGAUGCGGGCCAGUGUAGCCUAGUCGCUGCUUGUGCGCACUCUGAAAAAGAGGAAAAAGUUGAUGAUGAGUUUAGUGUGAAAGCGGCCCGCCUCAGAGCAGGCUAACCGUCCGGGAAUGGCAGUUUGGACCAGAGCGGACAAAAACGGCCAACUGGACCUUCUGCUCCGCGACCGCUGGAUCCGAGUGGCCGCCGAACUCACCCGAGAAACGCUGACUUUAACGGCCGAGGCAGAGGUACCCGGACAGGGGGGCAGUCACUGGGACUACAACAACUCUUCGGCGGGCCUGCGAAAUGGCAUGUCGAACGGAAACGACCCGGGAACGAGUCCGGGGAACCCUGGCCGCGGUCUGUCCUCGGGUCAAGACCAACUCCAGAGCCAGAACCACGGGGGUCGGGGGCGCAGCGGAAGCCCGGGGCGCGGGGGUACCAGUCGGGGUCAAUACGACGGCAACUACGGUCUAAACAGCCCCGGGAAGUACCCAAAUAACGGCACAAACUCUGACUUUGGAAGCCCCGGCUCCAGCUACGGCAGUCCCGGGUCCAGCUUCGGGUCGAGACAGGGCGACUUUCCCGUCAGUCUGGACGGCUCCUCGGAAGCGGUUCGGAAAGUCCGAGUUGUCAAACAGGAGUCCGGCGGGCUGGGGAUCAGUAUCAAGGGGGGGCGCGAGAACCGGAUGCCCAUCCUCAUCUCCAAGAUCUUCCCGGGGCUCGCCGCCGACCAGAGCCGGGCUCUCCGGGUGGGAGACGCGAUCCUGUCGGUGAACGGGAACGACCUCCGGGAGGCAACGCACGACCUGGCGGUACAGGCGCUUAAGAAGGCCGGGAAAGAAGUGACGCUGGAGGUGAAGUAUAUCCGUGAGGUUUCCCCUCUCUUUAAGAAGCCAUCCCUGGUGGCUGACCUGCCGUGGGACGGCAUCCGCCCACAGUCACCCAGCUACAGCGGCAGCGAGGACUCUGGGUCGCCCAAACACAGCAGCUCCUCUUCCUCCAAAGACAGAAAGGUCAUAAGCCUGAAGAUGUGCUUCAUCAGCAGGAACCUCACCAUGCCAGAUCUGGAGAACCGACUUUUGGAGCUCCAUUCCCCAGACGGCCAGCACACGGUGGUGCUGCGCUGUAAAGACGGUCCCUCUGCCAACUCCUGGUUCACCGCCAUUCACACUAACAUUGCUGCCCUGCUGCCGCAGACCCUGGCUCACAUCAAUGCUUACCUGGGGGCCUCGUCCUCUGUGUCCACACACCCCCAUCUCAAACACAUUGGCUGGUUGGCUGAGCAGAUCCAGCUGGAAGGUGGACGGCAGCAGUACAAGCCGGUGGUCAUGGCACUGACUGAGAAGGACAUCCUGCUGUUUGAAUCGGUUCCGUGGAGCAGAGAGUCCUGGUCCGUGCCUCUGCUCACACACCCACUGCUAGCCACAAGGCUGGUUCAUUCUGGCAACGCCCGGGGUUCUCCUGCCCAGGGUUCAGACCUGGUGUUUGCCACUCGGACAGGCACGGGGCGGGGUAUCGAGUCCCACGUCUUCCGAGUGGAGACCCACUGGGAUCUGUCUUCAUGGACGCGAGCCCUCGUGCAAGGGGCACACGCUGCGGCCGAGCUGAUCAAAGAGGUCUCCAUUGGUUGCACGUUGAACAGGCAGGAUGUUCGCCUGACGCUGCACUACGAGAAGGGCUUCACUGUGACGAGGGAGCCGGCAGAUCCAGCUGGGGGCGCCGUGCUGUUCAGAUACCCCUACGAGAAGCUCAAAAUGUCAGCCGACGACGGAAUACGCAACCUUUACCUUGACUUUGGGGGUCCAGAGGGAGAAAUGGUGUUUGACCUCCACUCGGGUCCAAAGCCGGUAGUGUUCGUGCUCCACUCCUUCCUGUCAGCCAAGCUCACUCGUAUGGGCCUGCUGACGUGAAACAACUAGCAGCAGCAGCGCACGAGAGCACAACAAGGAGGGUGGAAGACGCUCCCAAAAUGUCCAUUCUGGGGGUUGAUUUUUUUAUUUUAUUUUAUUUUAUUCUCCAUUCACAGCUGAAGUUAGGCCUGAGGUGGCGCUGCAGGGGACAUUUGAACCCAGGAUUGUUGAUUGUCUUAAAAAUGUGCCUUCUCUUCCAACUUUCUCCUCAACCUCUUGCAGUCAUUUGUAUUGCAAGGUCAGGUAAAAGGAAGUGGCACUUUGCUUGAAGUCAAGCUGUACCAUUUCAUGUGAUAAUGUAUUCAAUUUGAUUAUGAUUAUCUGAUACAGUGUAAAAACAAAUUAAGAUGCUGUGAUGUGCUUAUGAGAUUCCAUUACCAGUGCACUCCAAGCAAAGUGUUACUGAUAUAUAUUAAGGAACGGAAGGAUUUUUUUAGACAAUUAAUACACCGCCAAGCACAGAUCCGUAAAUGCUCCCUGUUUUUACUCAAUGCCUAUCAUUCCAUGACAGCCUUCCAAUGUAUCUUUUUAAUGUAUUUGUCUGUGUUUGUGUGGACGUGUGAGUGAAAGGAGCUGUUUUAGAGUCAGAGUGCAGUCCACUGAGCAGAGAUUGUAUGUGUGUGUGUGUGUGUGUGUGUGUGUGUGUGUGUGUGUGUGUGUGUGUGUGUGUGUCUAUACUACACGCUUCUGUUGGCUUUAUAGUGUGCCUGCUGUCUGACAGACUCACCUUUUAGCACGUUAUCCCAAACUACUGUUGUAAUCAGGAUCGCCAACUGUGCCUUUUUACAUGUAGUCGAAGACACUCUUUGUAAUGUUUCAUUUUUUUAAUUUCACACAAUAAGAGAGUUUCAAGCUUUCGACGUGCGCGAGCAAUAGUAUUACUCUUAUAGUGUAAACCAUGUUACUUUGUUUUUAUGUCGUCUGUUUUUAUAAGUGUAUAUCUCAUGAUAGCAUGACUCCCUGACAUUGAACUCCGUAUCAGAUGAUGACAUGACCGUGUGUUACCCCUCCCCCCACUGACCUACACUACCACGUCGUCUCAAUGUUGCUAUCAUCGCAUUCCAAUUUGCUUGAGAUUAUGUGUCUCUUGUUACCGUUCCUACAGCAGCAUUUUUUGGGGGGGCUAAGGACUGUUUAACAGACUUGUUUCAAGGUGGGCCAUCAAAUGACAGAGGUACCAGUGUAUUUUAAUAAUCUGGUAAAAGAGGACGUACCUCAUAUCCUGCAGUAGAGAAAUUACUGCACACUUGUCUUACAGUUUAUAACAGUCUUUUCUUGCCGCUUUAGUCUCAAAAAGCCUUCAAAAGUUUGAGAAAAGAAUCGUCACUCAAGGUUCUCUUACUAGCUUUCUUUUGGAGCUUUCAGCCUCAUCUUUGCUCAGUUGCCAUGGAGAUAGCUCAGCUGUCAUCACGUGAUCUUAAGUAUGGAACUUAACUCGCAUCACAAUAGGUGUUCGUACAGUAUAUAAUAUUAUAUAGUAUAUCGUACAGUUAUUGCUCUGAAUAGUUUUUGGUCUGGGACUGUAUUUUUUAAAAACCUUAAAUAAUCACACUUUACACACUAACUAACAUAACUAAAAAGCCUGAGGAGUGAACACACUUGCUGAGUGUGAGAAAUAAUAUUGCAUUUAUGUGAAAUUAUUAACAUCUUCGGCAGCAAUUAACAACAAUUUUGAAUAUUUCUAAUGAAUUAAAAAGGAUGAAAUGACAGGAAAUUGGCUGAAAUGGAAAUAAAAGAAAAACAAACUUGAUCAGGAAAGGAAUUCUUGUAGGUGAGAUACAUCAGAGAAAACAAAAUAAAGAAAACUUAACACCACACAAAAUAAAUGCAAGCCGUAUUCUUGUUGCAAGAAAAAAUGCAAAUGCCAAUGUUAGGCUAAAAGUACCCUAUUCUAAAUAACACAUUAUUAUUAUUUUAUUUUUUAUUCAUCAUGACCAGUUAUGUAACUCAUUCCAAAACGUGUCUCAAAGGGUGUUUGCUCUGCUCUGUUUCUGUCCUGCAGCCGUCUAGGAUCUGUUUUCUUGGUCUUUGGUGUCCAUUUGAUCCUUGCUGUUUAGCAACAAUUUAGCUUGAGGUCACGUGAUGAGAACUGAGCAAACUCCAUACUAUUCCCAAGUUCAAGGGUGAACUUUGGGGCUCCUAAGGAACUUUAUUCAAACUAAAAUCCCAUUGCAGAUGUUAUGAUAUCUGUCCAUAGUAAAUACCAUCACAACAGCCAUUUGUUUUUCUAUUUUACACUUCGCUUAAGGUACAAAACUAUGGCAGCAUAUUGCUACCACACCACAAAAACAAACACAGAUCAAUAUCAUGUUAUAACGUGAAAAGUUUAUUGUUGAUGUUUUUCACAUUAUUACGACAUACAAGCUUAUCACGUUAUAACAAGAAACUCUUCUUGUUAUAAAAUUAUACACUAUUUAUCUUAUUAAAGGUAUUUAAUAAGAUAGUGUAUAUUGUUAGAACAAGAAAAGUUUCUUGUUUUAACGUGAUGUUUGUGUGUUGUGAUAAUGUGAAAAUGUCUAGUUAUAAUGUGAACUUAUAUUGUUUAUAAUUUAUAAUGACACAUUAUAUCAAUGUUAUAACAGUAAGUUAUCAUGUUAUAACAAGAUAAGUAGUAUAUUGUUAUAACUAAAAAAAAGGUUAUAUAUGUCGUGAUAAUGUGAAAAUAUCUACUUAUAACGUGAAAAAGAUCUUGUUAUAACAAUAAACCAUUUCUUUUUCUGGUGUGGCAGCAAUAAUCUUCUGUACAAAACACCUAAAUUGGGUCAGUUUUGGUUAAAAUGGAGGUGAGUUGGAGUUAGCUAAACCAAUUACAAUUUCCCCUUCAGCUCAUCUAUUAAGUCUGGUGCCUGUGUUGAGACUUGACUCGUUAAUGAGUUCAACCUGACUGUAAAGAACACAUUUUCUAACCUUCAGCUGGUUCAUGUUGCUAAAGUGACCCUUCAGUAGAGCCUCUGUGUUCUGCUGGGCCUCAGAUAAUGCAGCAUUGUGUCCACUGACCGUGCACCAUGCACAGGAAAACAAGAUAACCCUUCUGUCCUCGGAUAAGGAACACAAUCACCAGUCUGAAUGACCUCUAUUCUGUUCUGGACUCUGAUGUCCUUGUGAUGAGUUUGAACAACCUUGUUUGGCUUUUUUAUGAAAGCAGAAUAUUGUAGUUCCUGUAGCUAUACAGCUCUUUUUCAGGCUGUAGUUAAUGACUGUUAAAGGAGAAGCAGACUUUAAAACAUCACCAGUAUGUGGGAGGGUUGAGUUAUACUUGCCCUGACGUAAAGUCCUGCUUCUGUGUCAUUUGAAGCAAUAGUGAAGCGUUGCACUCCUACUUUGUCACCACACUUUUCAUUUGAUAUGAAUCAUGUUUCUGUAACCCACUGCACAGAUCUGAUUGUCUGAAGUUGGUCAACCUUCAACAAGCUACAGGCCGUCCCUCUUUGACCUCAAUGCACUAACCUAUCAAACCUUUACAUCUGUGAAUGUACACCUCUCUUCUUCCAGACGAUUACAUUUAAUCUUCCUUUCUCUUUACGCUCUGAAAUUGUGUCUAUCCUGUCUAUGCAAAGCGAUGCUUCAAAGAAGGGGUUUUUGAACCAAAGGUAACAUAAUCUGUGGCAGCUUGCGUCCAACACAAUCAUUGAACUGAAAAGUCACAAGAGGAAAAAGUGCUGCUGCAAUAACCUGUCAUAUGCAAAGUAUUUUAGACUUCCUUCCAAGAUACAGUAUACAAUGUAUGAUAGCAAUGUAAUAAUCUCAAAUGUAAAUACCUACCAAUAAAACUGUUACAAAUGA